Molecule: messenger RNA, 850 nt
Organism: Sciurus carolinensis (gray squirrel)
Lineage: Eukaryota; Metazoa; Chordata; Mammalia; Rodentia; Sciuridae
Exons: 8
Source: RefSeq, a predicted model, not a curated record
UGUCUGGGAAGGAAAAGGAGAAGUGUGUGAAAAGUUGCGGCAAUCCAGGAAUGAUGUAAAAUGUGACUCUGGGAACCCAAAACGUGGAACUUUGCUCGACAAUAUUGCUGAGAGUGAAAGAGAACAUAUGGUUUCAACUGGUAGUAAAAGCCAUGUCAAGGAAAAGAGCUUGUGUGAUGCUCCCCUGUCAUCGCCUGUCUCAAAGUUUGUCUGGGAAGGAAAAGGAAAAGUGUGUGAAAAGUUGCAGCAAUCCAGGAAUGAUGUAAAAUGUGACACUAGGAACCCAAAACGUGGAACCUUGCUCGACAAUAUUGCUGAGAGUGAAAGAGAACAUAUGGUUUCAACUGGUAGUAAAAGCCAUGUCAAGGAAAAGAGCUUGUGUGAUGCUCCCCUGUCAUCGCCUGUCCAAAAGUUUGUCUUGGAAGGAAAAGAAGUGUGUGAAAAGUUGCAGCAAUCCAGGAAUGAUGUAAAAUGCGACCCUGGGAACCCAAAACAUCAAGAUUUGCUUCACAAGAAUAUAUCUGAGAGUGAAAGAGAACAUAUGGUUUCAACUGGUAGUAAAAGCCAUGUCAAGGAAAAGAGCUUGUGUGAUGCUCCCCUGUCAUCACCUCUCCCAAAGUAUGUCUGUGAAGGAAAAGGAGAAGUGUGUGAAAAAUUGCAGCAAUCCAGGAAUGAUGUUUGUUUUAUUACCAUAAAAGUACAAUGCGACCCUGGGAACCCAAAACAUCAAGCUUUGCUUGACAAGAAUAUAUCUGAGAGUGAAAGAGAGCAUAUGGUUUCAAUUGCUAGUGUAAGCCAUGUCAGUGAAAAGAGUUUGUAUGACGCUCCCUUUUCAUCACCUGUCUCAAAG